AUGGGUACUCCGGGCUUGUUUGUGAACGCGGCCUCCCCUCGACCGCAGAGCAGCCCCAUCAAGCAAGACGACGAAGACGACGACGACAUCUCCAUCACGUCCUCAUUAGAAUCACAACAUGAUUCGGACGAGGAAUGGUCGGUGGAACAGAUUCUCUACCAAACGACUGAGGAUGGUAAAGAAUAUUAUUUGGUAGAAUGGACAGGAUAUCCUCUUGAGAGAGCUACGUGGGAGCCGCCUGAAAACGCGUCAAGCAUUUUGCUGGACGAGUGGAAAGCGACGCAAGAAAAACAAAGACGUGGCGACGAGCCAGAGUUCGACAUCAAGGGCUGGUACGAGCUUUGUGAGGACUUCCAGAGGAAUCGUUUCGACCGGCAUCAAGAACGCAAUCGCCUACGCAUUCGGCGCGGCCUACGGCCUACUCUAUGGGAAGGGGAAUCCAAAGAGGACUACUACUCCAGCGACGACGAUGUCAGUCAAGACGAUUUCAACGACAUUCUCCCUCCUCCGAAAACAUCAAAACGGCAGAUCGAUCAAGCUCUCCCUUCGGUCGAGGACCGGCCCAAACAGUCACUAAAGCAAGCAGCCGAGAGAAAUGCAUCCCUUCCUCGCAAACGGGCCUCAUCAGGAGAAAAGUCAAAGUCACCGACCAAACAGAAGUCGCCCGCAUUGGCGUCGCAACGUCCGCCGACAGUAUCCGCUGUAUCAAAACCGACUGGGUAUCAAGGCACUGCAAGGAAACCCACAGUAACAAGAGGAUACAGUACCAAGACAGCCGGAAGCCUCACAACCCUCGCUUCAAAAUUCUCGAAGCCUGCCAAGACGGCCAAAAAGACUCAACCGGGCGCGAGAACGAUGGUGAAGGCCGCAGGCAACAUAUUCACAAGCGGGAAGCCCAUUCGCGUGCGAUCCCGAUUGAGUGACAAUGCGGCCGACACGAAUCAAUCCCCGCGCGCCUUCACCAACCACCGUAUUAGAAGGAAAGCUGAAUUGCAAGGACGGGACAAGGCUGAUCAAGCGCCGCCUAUUAUUCCGUCUACGCUAUUCAGCAUCAGCGGCGGUCCUCCACCUCAGUCCAACACCAGCAACGCAAUCGCCAAGCCUAGAUCAGUGUUGAAGCGCCCAGCUGAUGACCUUGCCCCCAGGUCUGCUAGUGAGUCGAGCAUCACGGCGUCGGAAGCGGUUCCCUCAACUUCAGAGCAGUCGCAGCCAUCGCGUCCGCCAGCGAAGAAGAGGAAAUCUGUUCAGUGGGACCCUCAAAUCCCUUUUACUGAUGAGCCUGAGGACAUGGACGUUAAUAGUUCUUCAACUAGCCGACCAAAGCGGCUCAAGUCUCCCCCUCAACCAACCACAUCUCAUCAACCCCAGCCUCUCGAGCCUCAACAAGUGCAGCCUACCAUAAAGAAGCUGUCUAUCGCGGACUAUCAAAACAGAGGGAAAACGUUUAUGCACAGCUUGGACAAGAACAUUGAGAUGGGACCAAGAGGAAGCAAACAAAUUCAGGUGACCUUCGAUAAUCUCCGCAUCGACCCUGAGAAAUGGUACUCUGAAGUGGAGGCACAAGACAUCCUGCAAUUCUCCACCACCUUCCACGUUCGCAUGUUUGUUGCACAACGCCCAGUUCUCUUUGAGCGAGUUUUAUCUCAGGGAGCUGUGAAGGCAAUAUCGUCCCAAGGGGAAGGCGCGAUCAAAAGCGCUGCUGAAAAACUUAAAGUGGGAUCUUUCGGGGCCGCAUGCCUACAUGAGGAUUUUUCCAUCAUUGUUUAUCCUGCGAGCUGUGACGAAUGGAAGUCUGCUAUGAAAGAGGUCGAUGACCUGAACUACGAAUCAAGCCCGUCUGACGUCGCCCUCAGGUAUCUCAUAUACAAACCACAUCACAAACCUAUCCCGGGACAGAGGCCCAUUGCGUCGAGCUUGACAGACAAGCGCGCGUCAAUUCUACAAACCCUGCUUGGCCUCGACUACCAUCGGCUCAUGCCGACUGGCUUGAAGGACGUACGCCAUAACUUCUAUUUGGCAUUUCCCCCGUCCAGAGAAGCAAUGCUCGAUACUGUAAGCGAGUGGCUUCAUAUGGAAAAUCCGCACUGCCGCGUCUUUUCGUCAAAGACACCAGGCGACUGGAGAGCCUUCAUAGAUCCAAAGAUUGCGAACCAUGGCGUUGUCAUAUUCCACGAAACAACCGUCGACGUGAUCCAUCGUUAUCCCAGCAUUUUGAAUCUUCUCGUCAACAAAAAGCCCGCUCACACGUUCUGGUGCCUCGGCGAGUCUCUUCGACUGCGUCCAGCGUAUCCGUCCAUUCGUUCUGCACACGACAUAACUGAGGUCGGUGCGAUUGAACUGACAAGACUGUUUCCGCACGGUAGCGCGAUCCUCGUCACCCCGAGCUUCCUCGUCGCUGAGCCGCAGCGUGCCUUGCAACUCUUUGACUGGUACAAGAAGACACAUGCAAAGCCUAGUUCCAAUACGAAGAUCGUGGCAGCCGCAAGUCUAUCCAAGUUUCUUCAAGGUAUUGCGUUGGACAGGGCGGACCAGAUGAGGAGCAUGCUAGCCGGAGGCAGUACACAAGACGCCGUACAGAAAGCAGGACUUGGCUAUGAUGAUUGUAUGGCUCGCUUUGAGACCUGGACAGCGGUCGAAAGUUUCCGGCAAUCUUUCAUGGAAAGCAUUGAGGCUGACGAACAGCUCGAGCCGAUCAUUUUUGCUCCAGAAUGUAUCGACGCCAACGACGAGCAAAGCUUGGUGAACUGGUUCGGCUGUUGGUCACAGACUCAAUACGACCAGUUCCGGAAAUUCUUCGUGCUCGGGACUGACCGCUGCCUCGAAGCCCGACACAGCAUCAAAUACGAAGAUCUCCCUCUUUACUCGCCCGGAACGGACCGCGAUCUGGCUGCUGAGGGUGAGCCGAACCCAGCAGCACAACCUGGAGCUGACCCUAGCAGCGUGGACCGUUUACUGCCCAUGGGGACUACAAGACUGGCCUCUUGGGACCCUCGCUCGAUAACCCCCUUUCUAAUGGAUCUUUCGAAGCGCAUGGGCAAUAUUAGGACCGGCAAACCCCCGAAGAUCAUCGCCAAAGCUUACGGCUUCACGGUCGGCUAUUACCAAGAUGUCGAGGUAACGGCCGACUCUUUCAGGGACUUCUACCGAGAGUUGAAAACAUACAAGCAGUGGCUCGAGUUUCCGUGGCCGUUCUACUCCAAGAUGGUUCCAGUCCACGCGCCCAAACACACACCCGAGCUUAAUGUACCAAAGCUGUUCAACACCUACAUUUCACUGUUCUAUACUCCUCAAGGACAGGUGGCAGAACAUAAGUGGGAGGGUCGACAUCCCUGGAUCGCAGUUUAUCGACCAGAGCACCCAACCAUCAGACCUUGGGAAGGUUCGGAAAUUGUCAUUUGGGAUGUUUCGGCCAGGAUCAAUUUUCCGACUGAAAGCCAAAUACCAAUUUCUCGAUUGAAUCACGCUCAGCGACACUUGAUUGAAUUUGUGGAGGAGCAUGGCAGACUCAACAAUCCAGAUCUCCCGCUUACCAGAGUCUGGCUUGGGGGAGAACAACCGUCUGGAGACAUUCUCCCACUCGACGCGACUCUGGAUGCCUUGGAGACCAUGUGCAUGAAUCCCGACCAAGCCACGAUGCCCGAGGAGAAAGACCUGAUAGAGAAUGGUUUCCGUCCGGUUGUGUUGCGGGCUCAGAAUGAUGCACAAGCCCACACCGGUUCCCCCAGCGACAUGGAACUAGACCCGACUGAAGAUCUGUUUGCCGAGGAAGAUGACCCCAAAAGCAAGACCAUCUUUCAUCCGCCUCGUAGCCCGAGGCCGAUUCGAGCGAGUCGUUGCGAGAACCUGCUGUUCAAAUGGGUCAAGGACGUAGCAAGGCGAGACUCAUCACGGUCGGUAUUCUCGUACACGUUCACGCCAACCGUGGAGUGGUACGAGAGACAGCAACUAGCGGAGAAUCGCAACUUCGAGCACAUCUACGUUGGCUCAUGGAAGAAUAUCUUUGACUGGUUGCGAAUCCCCGAGGAAACUACGUACAAACGCAUCCAGGACAGAAAGGAGACAUCAGAGGAUGGUAGGAGGUGA
Molecule: messenger RNA, 4083 nt
Organism: Colletotrichum chrysophilum
Lineage: Eukaryota; Fungi; Ascomycota; Sordariomycetes; Glomerellales; Glomerellaceae
Exons: 1
Coding region: 1-4083 (1360 amino acids)
Source: RefSeq, a predicted model, not a curated record